Coniophora puteana RWD-64-598 SS2 is the source of this 1374-nucleotide messenger RNA. RefSeq lists its product as uncharacterized. The transcript has 3 exons. Bases 1 to 1374 code for a protein of 457 amino acids. Lineage: Eukaryota; Fungi; Basidiomycota; Agaricomycetes; Boletales; Coniophoraceae. The record is from RefSeq and is a predicted model, not a curated record.
AUGCAUCCCGCCUUACGACUCGACGAGAUCUUGCUCGAUGUUGCACUUCACGUCCCGUCGAAUGGGGAUCUUUUGACUAUGGCUCAGCUAUGUCGCUCCACCAACGGGCCAGCAAUCGACGUUUUGUGGUCGAAUUUACCAUCAAUCAUUCCCCUAGUUCGAUCUCUCCCAUCCGACCUCGUCGAAAGAACGGAAAGAGUGUACUGUGGAAAUACCACACCUCAAUCGAUAACACAGCAAUACAAAUUCACUCGGCCUUUCACCCCCGCUGACUGGGCCAUCUUCCGCAGGUAUUCAAGUCGGGUGAUUAAGCUGCGCGGGGCACAAUCCAUGCUUAGCAAGAUUUCGGGAAGUCGUCGCAUACCCAUCACCCAAAAGGUCGACCCCAUGGUCUUCGACAUCCUCCUCCCGCCACUAUCCGUGCAGCCAUUGUUCUCAAAAUUGCGGGACUUGACUUGGGUGGACUCGGAUACAGAAAAGGAGUUCGGGUUUCUUCGCUUCCUUUGCAGCCCAUCGAUGACUUCGCUUCGUAUCCGCCCAAUCAAUUUCAGCUUAGCGACAUGGAGCCUUAUUUCGCAACUGGGCAACAUGUGUCCGUCUAUCACGAUUUUCUGGUGGCAGCAUGCCAUGGAUCAAACGCAUCUCCCCGACAAUGUUAUCAAAGUCAUAUCAAACGUCGCAAGGGAAUGGGUUCAUCUCAGGAGUUUGACGACUCCUAUCCUUGACUUCAGCCAGGCGUUCAAAGAUGUAUCCUCCUUCAAAUCGUUACAGGACCUGUCUACUGCCCUUGAUGGUCGUCGUAUGAGUUCUACCAUGAGGAGGUCCUUCGCACUCCCCGCUUUGAGCAAUCUGAUACUGCGAGCUCCUCCUCAACACUCCAUGGAAACCAUUGCGACCCUUAUAGAGAAAAUGAGCAUUGCGCCCAGCGAUACUCAUUCGAAUGUCACCCUGCGUGCUCUCCAAGAGCUCAUCGGCCGCCUCCCAGAUCUCGAGUCUCUCAUAAUCGCCAUCGACGCAGAGCGCACACAGCUAAAAGAAAGCGACCUUGAGAUGGCCGUGAACGCAGCCGGACUCCAUGGAAGGAAUGCCCGCACCGUGAAAGCCCUUUUUUGCCUCGACUUGCUUGACUCGCGCGUAAGCGAGCCCAAUAUUCCCAUCAUCGCAGCUUUCCUUUCGGACCUAUGCAUCAACGCCGAUUGGCUCAACUACUGGGCGUUCACUGGAGCGAAGAGUGAUGGAAGAGACGUACAAAAUGACGCGAGUACGCAAAGACGGAGGUGGGACGAGAUCAGAAAGUUGACAGGUGUCAUGCACCAAGUCAGGAGGCAGGAAAAGGCUCGAUGGACGGGGGAUUCGGAUAUACAGUGUUCGUGA